AUCACUAUUUCUUCUCUUCCGCUUUCUUAUCAGUUUUGGUUAAAGUUAAGUUGGUGAUUUACUUGUAUUAUACUUAUAUUGCUAUGAAAACACCUUUAUUUUUACAGCACUAACUACUGACCUCAGUGUAAUGAGAUUUCAGACAGUAUGGCUCUAGGACUCGGUCAAAUAACAUGAUCAGACAACAAACUGCCAAAAAAGAUCAACCACGCUUGGAGAGAUGUAGGGAUACAAUAGUUAGUUUGAAACAUUACAUUUGUGGACUGCGGUUAUAAACGAAAUAAGAUGGGAAGUGAUAUGUACAUAGCAUUUUGUAAUUUUGUAAGAUUUGGAUUUUUUUUUAAUGGCACAUCAAAUGCAAAAAAAAAAAAAAAUGAAUAUAACGAUUUGGUUAGUAUCUCUGUUUUACUCAAUACUAUAAAUGUGGACUAAUUGUUUCCUAAUAAAAUUUGAGACGCAGAAGUGCUCUUUAAUUUGGUCUUCAUAUACUGUGAACAUAUUAUUCAUGGAUUGUAAGCUGUCCUUAUCUUGUAAUUAGACCCUGGGCCAAAACUCAGGCAAACUUAACACUAGUGUUUUCCUUUGGGUCUAGGUGACCUGGAGGCUGAUGCCUUUGUGUGUGUGUGUGUGUCUGUGCUCCUGUACUGCACGGCUUGUGCCAACUUUUCCCUUAUACUCUGAUUCUAGGACAAGAUGCAAACCAGUUGCAAUGACGCUGGGUGUGCACAAAAUGCGUAGGACAACGGGAGGGUCGUAAAAGUAAUGCUGAUUUUACCAUGGGCCUUAAUGUAAAAAUCAGUCCAAGUCAGAGAAGGACUGGAACUGGCUGAAGUUUAGGGAAUAGGCCAUUAAAUUAUCCUGUAUUUAUUGCUUUAAAAGAAAUACUGAGUGAAGACUAUUAGGGUUUGUAUCAAAACAAAAUUCAGGUUGAACUAAAAGUACAUCACUUGACUUGUCAAGAGAAAAUGCACAAAUGACAAAGAUUCAAUUUCUUCAAUAUGCAUUUAUAGUGUGGCCACCAUGUGAACAUGAAAUUCAUCACACUGGGUGUCUUUAUCUUUGGUGUGUUGCCUCAAAAAAUAAUACAUGUUUGUGUUUAACACAAACAUUUCAAGCUAAGAAAAUCCUGAUCAUAAGAAUAGAAUAGACUUCAUUGUCCUACUUGGGGGUACAACGGAAUUGAAGGAAUUGAAGCAAUGCAAAAAAUAAAAAUAAAAUACUAACAGCAGGUAAAGUGUUGCAAAUUAAGACACCAAAACCGACCUCUGACAAAUAAAAUGUAUCCUGGUAUAUUUUAGGAAGACAUGCACAACAAGGUCUUUUGUCACACAAUACAUAAAGUUCCAUGAUGUUUAAACUCAAGUUUCUUAAUAAACAAAAUUAAAAUAAGAACAUGUCACUUUAAUGUGGUAAUGUCACACGUCACAGGCUAAAUGUGUUUUCAGGUUUCUUAUUUUAGUUAGCAGGUAUGCUGGCCGCUGCAGCUGGAACGUUAGUCACUGUAGUGAAGGGCUUUCCCUUAUAUCAGCUGAAAACUGGAACGAACCAUUAAACAGCCUUUUGGGGGGAUGAAACUACAAGAAAACCAACCAAGGCAAAAGAAACGUAACUGGAAAGCCAACGAUUUCUUUAACUAUAGAAUGUUUAACGGCGUGCAUAAAGUGACGUGUUCGAAUUCAGGAAAUUGUUAGCGUGGUAAAAUUUACUUUUUCACCUCCCCACCCCCUGAAAACAACGUUGACAGUUCUCAAAAUGGCGGUGGCUUCUGUUAGUGUGAAGCGAAACUUUCUACAUUUUUAACGAAUAUUCAUAGCAUUUCUGAAUCGCUGUGUCGAAUCUGAUUGACUGUCAAAUUAGGUAAGACCCACCGGGAUAUAGAAAAGGUAGUUGGUGGCGGCUGGGACUCUGGGCUUGGCGUCACAGUGGGCUGUUGUUUUUGAUCAAACCGCCGGGCUUCCCUCGGCAGAAGUUGACGGCGGUGGCUCUGAGUGCCUGCCUUCCUGUCUGACAUUGCGAUCAUACCGACUGCUGCUGUCAUCACAUAUAGUUCCGUCAACGCGGAACCACGAGAUCGAAUCAGACGUUUUCUGUGUUUCCGAACAAUUUUACCGAGUCUGUGGUAAGAGCGUGUUAGGGGCAGGUCGGAAAUCCCGAGGCCGUGUCACGUCAGCUGUCAGUGGACAGUGUGUUGGAUGUCGCUGCAGCGCCUUUUCGGACAAGAUCUGGUUUGCUAGCAUCGUCCACUCUGGCAAAUCAAAUGGAGAAACUCCAGGACCUGAGCCAAUCAGAGCUACAGGAGCUCCUGGACAACCAGGAAAGGGUGGAGUCUAUGGCUCUGGAGUCAGAUGAGAUCCAGAACAUCCAGCUAGAGAGAGAGAUGGCACUGGCAUCCAAUCGCAGCCUCGCAGAACAGAACUUGGAUGUGAAGCCUCGUCUGGAGGCCCAGAAAGAAGUGCUGGUGGAGAAAUACUCUCAGUUAGAGGCUACGAGAGAAGCCUACAGACAACACUGCUCCAUCAGAGACGGUAUUGCAGGUCAGGUCUCUCCUGAAGCGUUGUUCUCCAGACUACAGACAGAGGGAGGCAAAACAGAGGCAGAGUCAGAGGCCCUAGCUGAUGAGUUCCUGGAGGGCUCUCUGCCUCUGGACUCAUUCCUGGACCGCUUCCUUUCCCUGCGCUCACUAGCUCACAAAAGACGAGUGCGAAUUGAGAAAUUUCAGGAAAUGUUGCGACAAAGCAACGAGGGUAUUCCCAACACCACGAUGGCAUCAUCGCCAGCAGGCAUCGGCCAGGACCCUGCUGCCACGCCAUGGAAUCCACCAACGACGACGGCAACAACGACAAAUCAGCAGCAGCCGAACUCCAAACCUCAGUCCUCCACUUACCAAAAUGCAUCUCAGCCGUCCUGUUCAUCUGCAGGUCUUCAUUACAGCCCCUACCCCGUCACUACACCCAACCAGCCCCCUGUAGCAGCAGCUGCCGUAGGCCCGGUUAACCCUCCAUCACAUUUUACCCCAUAUCCAAGUUCCAGUUCACCUUUUACCCCAGCAGGUGGCUACUCUGGCCCCAGGCCUGCUUUCGGGCCUCCAGCUUCACAACCCGUCUGCCCUUACCCUACUCAGCCAUCAUUUCCAACUCCGCACCCAGGGUCAGCAUUUGGCCAAUACACACCAAGCCAUCCCCAGAGUGGUCAAACCCCUUACCCGGCGUCCUACAGUUACGGCGGGUACAGCUACCCAGCAGUGCCCAGCUACUCCAGUUCUCAGUCACCGACAGGGAGGCCCGUGUACAGACCAGGAAAUGGAGUUCCACAGCCGUACUCCUGAAAGCGCUCUUGCUCCUGAGUCUCACUUCUUUCCGUCUCAUCUUUUCCCUCCCUCAGCCUCCCUCUCACGUCCCCUCUUCCUAAAGGCCUUUGCACAUCAAGCAAAUUAACAUAAAAGUUUAAAGAUAUUUUUGAGAUGACAGCUUCACCUCUUCACUAUGGAUUUUUGUACGCUUCACAGAAAAAGUUUUAAAAAGAACAAGUGCUCCAAGGAUGCCGUGUUUCCUUUUUAAGCCAGGUACAUUUUCAAAAGUCUCCGCUUGAUGUUAAUACAGGAGACUAAUAAGGGAAACGAAUGAAUGGAUCUUCCCAUUGCAUUGUAGUAAGAUUUCUGUCGUCAAGAGCUAUUCAAGUAACAACAAAGAUCUGGCUUACACUGCCGAGUAAAAAAUUUACUUAAGAUGACCAAUCCGGAAUUAUUCUAGUUGGUAAAAUUGUGACAUCUUCUCCUCAACAUAGAUGCCGGGAACACAUUAGUACAUUGGCCAAAGAUAUGUUUUGGGCCACGUUGUGUUAAAUAAAGGUUAAAGUUUUAUUAAAAUAGUUAAUGUCCUCAAUUCUUUUAUCAGGGCUACAUAACACAAUUGUUGUUUCUUGAUGAAUCAGAAAGUCCUUUGAGGCCAAAAAGAAAGCAAGAUAUUCCUGGCUCCUGUGAACCUCUUCAUAGAGGCGUAGGAUUUCACAUACAAAAAAAAAAAAAAAGUGUAGUGUCCUGUGUCAUUUGACAUAAUAUCGCUAACAGACUGAGGUAUGCAACCACCGAGGCCUUUUUAUGCCUACUGCCUGAUCCACAACAAACAGUACCCCAAUUGAUUCCCCUUUGAGGAGUGCGUUCACGUGACUAAUUUUAAGUCAAUCCUUUUUUCUUUUUUUUUUUUCUGAUUUGCAAGUUCACAUUGGUCUAAGUUAAUUUCUCUAAUGUGCAAAAACAGAAGGCUGCCAUACGUGCAAAGGCCUUUACUACUUAUCCCUCUGUCUUUUCUCCCUUACUCUUUCUCCCGCCUCCAUCUCCAAGAUCUAAGAGGUGUUGCUUUACUUCUCUUUGUUGCACUAUUUCUCUCUUUCUAAAUAUGACUCCAUUCCAUCUCUCUGUCCGUCUCUUUCCUGCGCCUUCUCUCCAUCAAACCCAACUCCCUCACACUAGUCUCAGGUGGUUAUGUUGUGUCGUAUCCGACUCUUCAUACCUGUAUGUUCCCUCCAUCUUCUGUCUCCUCCGUCACCGUCUAUCCCUCACUACGUCAUUGAGUGUGUGCAUGUGCGUGUGUGUAUGUGUGUGUUGCUAUCUGGCAAUCAGAAAAAAAAAUCUCUAAAACACACAAGUGCACUCCCCACUCAAAAUAACCUUACGGCAGAUGUCCUUCAAAGAUCAGCAUCAUGGUCCAGUCAGUUUCACUGUUUUGAAAGAAAGAAGGAACGUGUUGUUCCUAAUAAAAGAAAAAAUUGUUAUGCACCUCAGAACCAACACAACUAUUUCAAUAUUGUAAAUUUUUGGAGUUCUUGCUCAUUGAUCAUUAUUGACUCACAACAAUGCAGCAAAGUUGCGCACAGUGUGGAACCUUGAUUCACACCUGAUUGCAAAAGCAAUUUUAAUCUUUACCAAGAAUUUUUGGUUCUUUGUUGUAAAGUAAAAGCCAUUUGAGGCUAAAUAAUUGUUGGAUAAAAUCUGACUAGAUGAAACCUGCUGGACUCUCUUGUUGUUCGCCUCCUUAGCCCAAUUUUCUAUUUAGUUUUACAUGAUGUUUUUUUUUUUUUCUCCUCACCACCACCACCUCUAUCAACAUCAUUGCUUUGAUCCUCCUCCUGCACCCUGCAUCUACUCGGCCAACAUAAACUGAUGCUCGACAAUGAUCACCAGAAGAAGAAAAAUGUUCAAUUUCAACAAAGUCACACUUUCAGUAAGAAAAUGUGCAGUGUGUAUAGUUUAAAUGGAAAGUAAAUAUAAAAAAAAAAAAAAAAAAAAAAAAAGAAAUUGCCGAUAAGUUCUGUGUCAGUCGAGUCAAUACAAAGAAAAUCUGGUUGUUUUGUGACUGAUGGAUGAUAAUUGAAUGAAGUUCAGGAAGUAGACAAGGUCUCUUCCUUAUAACUAACUGUUAUAUCACGAGUCUUGUUUUAUCUUUUACGUCUUCUCUCAGCUGUUUCAGAGCACUUUAUUAUAAUUACCAAGAGCUGUAAAGUGACUACACAGUUAAAGGGAUAGUUCAGGUUUUAUUAAGUAUGGAUGUAUGACGGACUGAUACAUAGUAAGCACUGGCUUUGAGCCCCUGUACUAUAAACCACCCAAGACAUGGACACUCACUCUCACCACAACCUUGGCUGUGAAGAGAGACGUGAUGGAAAACAGAUUUUGGCUAACAAUCAGAGCACUUAACAACAAAUACAAGCAGGCCAUCAAGUACUAUCAGUAGGCAAGUGGAAGUGUCUUCUUUUUUUUUUUUUCUCUUUUUAACAAACUUUAAUUAUACCAACAAGUGACAUGCAACAUGGACAGGUUGGUUUCACUUUUGUACAGAUAACAGCCAAAUCUGGAUAGAUAAAUAUCAAGUUGAAAAGAGAAAGGAAGGACCUGGGUCUGCUAUUGGCUCCACCAAUCAUUAGAUCCAUGGAUUAAAGCCACUCCUAAAUUAUACUAAGUAUCUAAUUGCCUAACAGUGACAACGCAUUAGAAAACAUGUUGAAAAUACUUGUCAUGAUAUUUUGAGCAUCUUUUGAGGCAAUAAGACACCGUUUAACAUUAUACCCCAGAUAAAUUGUGGGGUAAAAGCCAACUCCUUGUUUACAAACAACUUGCACAACAACACUUUGUAUAAGAACACUACUCAUUUGGUCUUAAAAA
Molecule: messenger RNA, 6157 nt
Organism: Cynoglossus semilaevis (tongue sole)
Lineage: Eukaryota; Metazoa; Chordata; Actinopteri; Pleuronectiformes; Cynoglossidae
Gene: vps37c
Product: VPS37C subunit of ESCRT-I
Exons: 6
Coding region: 2258-3325 (355 amino acids)
Biological process (GO): ubiquitin-dependent protein catabolic process via the multivesicular body sorting pathway; protein targeting to membrane; protein targeting to vacuole
Cellular component (GO): ESCRT I complex
Source: RefSeq, a predicted model, not a curated record